UCCAAAGGUUGCGCUCGCAAACGCACUUCCUUCACAUCGUCGACCCCACCUUCACCGAUCACCACGAGGGUUACAACCACCAAAAAAAAUCAAAGUAAAGAAGUAAAGAACCGAAAAUGACCAAACCCAACAAUCAACCCCUCAUAGCUAUCGGCUUCGAAGGCAGCGCCAACAAACUAGGCGUCGGCAUAAUAUCCCACGACCCUUUCACCAAAAAAUCCAGCAUCCUCGCCAACGUCCGCGACACCUUCGUCUCCCCACCCGGCACCGGUUUCCUCCCCAAAGACACAGCCCGCCACCACCGCGCGCACUUCACACGUCUGGCGCGAAAAGCCCUCUCCGACGCCGGCAUCACAGACCCAUCAACGCAAAUAUCAUGCGUAUGCUACACGCGCGGUCCCGGCAUGGGCGCACCCCUCCAAUCCGCCGCCGUAGGCGCGCGCACAAUAUCACUUCUCUGGGGUCUACCUCUAGUCGGCGUAAACCACUGCGUAGGCCACAUCGAAAUGGGACGCGAGAUCACAGGAGCUGAUAAUCCCGUGGUGUUGUACGUGUCAGGUGGUAACACACAAGUCAUCGCGUACGCAGAACGCCGGUACCGGAUUUUCGGCGAGACGUUGGAUAUCGCCGUAGGCAACUGUUUAGAUCGCUUCGCGCGAACGUUGGAGAUUAGCAAUGAUCCCGCGCCGGGGUAUAAUAUCGAACUCUUGGCGCGGAAGGGGGCGAUCCGGGGGAAGUUGCUGUAUCUACCGUAUGCUGUUAAGGGUAUGGAUUGCAGUUUUAGUGGAAUCUUAAGCGCGGCCGAUUUACUAGCUGCGCAGAUGCGCGAACAAGAGGCUAAGAUCGCGCGGGGUGAGGAGGUUAGUGAGGAAGAGAGGUUCACGCCAGAGGACUUAUGCUUUAGUCUCCAGGAGACAGUGUACGCGAUGCUGGUGGAAAUAACCGAGCGCGCUAUGGCACACGUGGGCAGCAACCAAGUCCUUGUCGUAGGCGGCGUGGGAUGCAAUGAGCGCCUACAGGAGAUGAUGGGACAAAUGGCUAAGGAGAGAGGCGGUAGCGUUUACGCCACCGACGAACGCUUCUGUAUCGACAAUGGCAUAAUGAUCGCCCACGCUGGUCUACUAGCAUACGAGACGGGAUUCCGUACUCCGCUAGAGGAUAGCACAUGUACACAGCGAUUUAGAACCGACGAAGUUUACGUUAAAUGGCGAGAUUGAACUCACAAACCUGACACGUCUCUUUGUGUUUGCAUGGACCUGUGUUCCAAAUUCAUUAUCGACAUUGUCUAACUUGACUUUAUACCUAUGCUUGCGCAGCUUUGACAUUUCCCUCAUAUACAUCCUUCUAUGUCGUGGCUUCAUGAUAUUCUCAUAAACCCCCUUUUAAUUACGGCGCGUGCCUCCGCCUGUUCAUGAACAACUCAUUACCAAAUCUG
Molecule: messenger RNA, 1435 nt
Organism: Hypoxylon trugodes
Lineage: Eukaryota; Fungi; Ascomycota; Sordariomycetes; Xylariales; Hypoxylaceae
Product: O-sialoglycoprotein endopeptidase
Exons: 1
Coding region: 117-1217 (366 amino acids)
Biological process (GO): tRNA threonylcarbamoyladenosine modification
Cellular component (GO): EKC/KEOPS complex; cytoplasm
Source: RefSeq, a predicted model, not a curated record